AUGGUUUAUUUAUCUGAUUUUGAACGGAUAACAUUUUUUGAACAUUUAUGCGCCGUGUACAAGUUGCAGCACAUGGCUCAUCUAACAAGUGCCAUUUCCCUGUCAACAGUUGAGAUGCUGAAGCCAGGCAACACGGUGAUCUUCCGCAACGCCAGGAUCGACAUGUUCAAGGACACGAUGAGGCUGGCGGUGGACAAGUGGGGCCUGAUCGAGGUGGUCGAGGAGCCCGCUGACUUCAAGGUGAACGAGGACAACAACAUGUCGGAGAUCGAGUACGAGCUCGUGAACGUGCCGCCGAAGAAGCAGGAGCGUAAGAAGUGA
Molecule: messenger RNA, 321 nt
Organism: Triticum turgidum subsp. durum (durum wheat)
Lineage: Eukaryota; Viridiplantae; Streptophyta; Magnoliopsida; Poales; Poaceae
Source: the annotation of a GenBank genome assembly